Molecule: messenger RNA, 2080 nt
Organism: Hibiscus syriacus
Lineage: Eukaryota; Viridiplantae; Streptophyta; Magnoliopsida; Malvales; Malvaceae
Exons: 7
Coding region: 33-2009 (658 amino acids)
Source: RefSeq, a predicted model, not a curated record
AAUCCGGAAGAGUGUAUCGGGGCUGUUCGAUCAUGGAGAUGAGGGCAUGGAUGGCGGUGGAGAAAGCGAGGAGGAUCGUACGGACGGCUUUCUUCAUGGUGGUGAUGUUGGCAUCGCUUCUAGCAUCGUCCCUGCCGUUGCUGGUGGCGAUAUGCGACAUCACAGUCCCUUUCCUUUUACUCUCAAGCUUCACUUGCGUCACGUGCCACGGUUUCCAGGAGCACCUUCGUCGUUACGAUUUCAAAAACUCCUUAACUGAUAUCCCUCUCGUCUCCAUCCUCAGAUCUGUUGUCAUCGCUUGUGUAUAUUCGAUGUGUGACGGUCCGGCGUUAUCCCAUGGACCUUACUUAGGAUCUGUUACUUUAUGUUCAUUCAUUUCGAUUAUUCUGCUUUCAGUUAAAGCGUGUGUUUUUACGGUGAAUUCUCAAAUAGAGGCAGAGGCAGGUGUAGAGGCAUCUCCGGCUUAUUCCAUUUCAAAGCAAAGGCUUCAUAUGAAGAAAUCAUGGGGGCUUCCUGUUUUGUUUCUUUCGUCAGUAGUUUUCGCACUUGGUCACACUGUAGUUGCUUACAGAACAAGCUGUAGAGCAAGAAGAAAGCUUUUCCUUCAUCGAGUUGACCCUGAAGCUGUUCUUUCAUGCAAAAAUGUUUUCUCCAGCUUCCAGAAGGUUCCACGAUCUCCCACUCCCUCUGCAGGGAAAACUCCAAAAAGCGAUAGUGAAACAAGGCGAAAUCCUUUCAAGCAAUCUCGAGAUGAAGGGGAACUCCCUGUUAGAUUACUUGCUGACAUAGAUAGUUUGUUCAUUAAACUGCAAGGGCUUACCAUUCAUUACAAGCUCUGCUUUCCUGGUUCUCCCACUAGGUCUUUGUCGUCUACUUCACCACAAGUUUCUCCUGGAAAGCUAAAGCUUGAUAGGCAAGCACUAUGCGUGUUGUCGAAGACACAACAUCACCAUCUUCAUAGAAGCUACAGCAAUCAGUUUCACAGCUCUUCACUUUAUGCUCCAUUGUUGGAUGGGUCACCAAACUCUCCUGUUCUUUCUGAAGAUAUUCCCGUUUUGAGCCUUGAGGAUUCAGUUGCUCAAGUUGAGACAAGUCAUUUGAGCUCUGGGAGUCUAGAGCAAGACAUAGAGGCAAAUGUCCAGCUUGGCAUUGUUUUAGUGCAUGGGUUUGGAGGGGGAGUCUUCUCAUGGAGGCAUGUGAUAGGAGUGCUUGCUCGUCAGGUUGGUUGUUUAGUAGCUGCUUUUGAUCGACCUGGCUGGGGAUUGACUUCUAGGCCCAGCCGGAAGGACUGGGAGGGAAAAGAGUUACCCAACCCUUACAAGCUUGAGACUCAGGUCGAUUUGCUUCUUUCCUUUUGCCAUGAGGUGGGAUUUUCUUCAGUGGUGCUUGUUGGCCACGACGAUGGAGGCCUGCUUGCUUUGAAGGCCGCACAAAAAGUCCAAGCCUCAACAAAUUCUUUCAAUAUUACAAUCAAAGCUGUGGUUUUGCUAAGUGUUAGCUUGUCAAGAGAAGUUGUCCCUGCCUUUGCAAGGAUACUCUUGCGUACUUCACUUGGGAAGAAGCACUUAGUUCGUCCGCUUCUGCGAACAGAAAUUACGCAAGUGGUGAAUAGGCGUGCGUGGUAUGAUUCGACUAAGUUAACUACUGAAGUUUUGAGCCUCUAUAAGGCCCCACUAUGUGUAGAGGGUUGGGAUGAGGCACUUCAUGAGAUAUGCCGCUUGUCACAUGAGACAAUCCUUUCACCACAAAAUGCAACAUUACUCCUGAACGCGGUUGAAGAGAUGCCGGUAUUGGUCAUUGCUGGUGCUGAAGAUUCCCAUAUUUCUCUCAAAUCAUCCCAGGCCAUGGCUUCAGAACUUGUAAAUUCUAGGCUGAUUGCAAUAUCCGGGUGUGGCCAUCUACCUCACGAGGAAUGCCCCAAGGCAUUACUUGCAGCUAUUUCACCUUUCAUAAGCAGAUUGGUAAACAAAUCAGAAUUGCAAAGAGUCUGUAGGACACCUCCUUUUUGACAUAAUUCAAAUAGGACUCUCAUCUCUUGUAGGAGUUUUCUAUCUAUAUCUUUAAUGUUACCUUCCACUUC